CAAUCAUAUGCAUGCCAAUUACUUUAUUUGUUGUAAAAUGCAACCAUAAGUGACCUGACAAUGUAGCUUGUAGAAAUACAGGGGGAGGUGUUCAUGGUCAAUGAUUUAUACUUAGUUCCAUUUGUGCUUUUUCAAUCUUGUGAAACACAAAAACACGCACCUGUGUGCACAGGCACACAGAUGACAGAAGUAGUUGUAGCUGAUCCUUAUUAGGAAGCCGAGAGUGCAAGUGCUUCAAGCAGUCGUUGGAAAGUGAGAGUUACUGUCAACAUAUUGCAUCCUUUUCUUUUCUUUUCUUUGUGGGUUGUCAUGUUGAUGGCAAUAACUCAAUUGUUGGAGAGAUGAUGAGUUUGCAUCUUUAGGUUUUUGAAAAUGAUCACCUCAGCCGCCGGUGGUUCACCCAUUCAAUUUCACGAACAGAAAAAUUAUCUAGGAUUAUUUCAGUUAUAACACAAAUAUACCUACUCACGUAUUUGUGUUAGUACCCCUGGAUACCUUUCUCCGUCUUGUGACAGCCAGGCGAUUUAGUCAUUGCCUUUAGUUUUGCCCCAUAAUUGGUUAAUUUUCUUAUUUAGUUUUCAAAUGGCAAAAUUUUAUUUAUUUCAUUCCUUCUAGAGUUCUAGUUAUGAUCACUUUUCCAUCAAUUUCUCUCUUGGUAAAUAAAUUUGUUUGUACCCCUUUGGCUUGCAUUAUCAGGUUAGUGGUUCAGGGCCUUCAGGCAAUCUUCAAGAUUCAACUUUUCUCAACGCUGUCGUGAAGGUUUAUUGCACUCAUACAGCACCUGAUUAUUCCCUUCCCUGGCAAAAACAGAGACAGUAUACAAGUACAGGAAGCGCUUUUAUGAUUGGGGAUGGAAAGCUUUUGACAAAUGCACAUUGUGUUGAACAUGGUACACAGGUCAAAGUGAAGAGAAGAGGAGAUGACACUAAAUUUGUGGCAAAGGUUUUAGCUAGGGGAGUUGAAUGUGACAUUGCUUUGCUUUCAGUAGAGAGUGAGGACUUCUGGAAAGGAGCUGAGCCACUCCGUUUGGGGCGACUUCCACGUCUUCAGGAUGCAGUAACUGUUGUAGGCUACCCACUUGGAGGAGACACCAUAUCAGUGACAAAAGGAGUGGUUUCUCGAAUAGAGGUUACGUCGUACGCUCAUGGGUCAUCUGACCUGCUUGGCAUUCAAAUUGAUGCAGCAAUAAAUCCAGGAAAUAGUGGUGGUCCUGCAUUCAAUGAUGAGGGGGAGUGCAUUGGGGUGGCAUUUCAGGUUUACAGAUCUGAAGAAGCUGAAAGUAUUGGAUAUGUAAUUCUCACGACAGUCGUUUCUCAUUUCUUGGAAGACUAUGAAAGAAAUGGGCAGUAUACUGGAUUCCCUUGCCUUGGAGUCUUGCUGCAGAAGUUGGAGAAUCCUGCACUCCGUGCAAGCUUAAAAGUGCAGUCUAAUGAGGGUGUUUUGGUACGGAGAGUUGAGCCCACUUCUGCUGCAAAUAAUGUUUUGAAAGAGGGGGACGUGAUCGUAAGCUUUGAUGAUGUUCAUGUAGGGUGUGAAGGAACUGUGCCAUUUCGAUCAGCUGAGCGCAUUGUAUUCCACUAUCUAAUAAGUCAAAAGUUUGCAGGUGAUGUGGCAGAGCUUGGUAUUAUUCGAAAAGGGACUUCUAUGAAAGUUCAAACAAUACUAAAUCCACGAGUGCAUUUGGUCCCUUAUCACAUUAAAGGAGGCCAACCUUCUUAUCUUAUUAUUGCUGGACUGGUGUUCACGCCACUCUCAGAACCUCUUAUUGCUGAGGAACGUGAAGACAACAUAGGGUUGAAACUAUUGGUGAAGGCACGGUAUUCAUUGGCCAAGUUCAAAGGGGAACAGAUAGUAAUCCUCUCACAGGUCUUGGCAAAUGAAGUUAACAUUGGAUAUGAGGAAAUGGGCAAUCAGCAGGUUCUAAAGUUCAAUGGAACUCCAAUAAAAAACAUACGACACUUGGCAUAUCUAGUUGACUCAUGCAAGGACAGGUAUUUAGUCUUUGAGUUUGAAGACAACUUCCUAGCGGUCUUGGAACGGGAAGCUGUUGCUUCGACCACACCUCGCAUUCUCAAGGAUUAUGGGAUACCAUCUGAGAGGUCUUCAGAUCUGCUGGAGCCAUAUCUGGAUUCAUCAGAAUGUGACCAAACAAUAAAUCAUGAUAUCUGCGACAGUCCAGUCUCAAAUAUGGAAAUUGGGUUCGAUGGACUUCUUUGGGCAUGAGAAGAAAAUUCUGAUUCGGUCACAUCUGUUUCUUUUAAGAGACUGUCUUGGAGGUUACAUCUUCAGAGGGCAGACAUAUGGCUUCAGAAUUUGGAUCACCCCUUGUGUCAUAAUCACUGUCUCAUUCUUCAUGUUGGUUCUCUUUUUUUGUGUCACCCAUCAGCAUGCACCAAAGUGAUUGUUAGUGUUUCUCCUUUCAAAAUUCAAGUUCAAAUAAUACAAU
Molecule: messenger RNA, 2446 nt
Organism: Telopea speciosissima
Lineage: Eukaryota; Viridiplantae; Streptophyta; Magnoliopsida; Proteales; Proteaceae
Product: protease Do-like 2, chloroplastic
Exons: 20
Coding region: 841-2223 (460 amino acids)
Biological process (GO): proteolysis
Molecular function (GO): serine-type endopeptidase activity; protein binding
Source: RefSeq, a predicted model, not a curated record